GAAUAACCGUUGCAGAAUGAAUCCGUAGAUGAAUGUGACGCCGUUUUUGAUCAAACAGCUCUGCUUAUGUGGCUGUGUGUGCACCCGUGAAGAGCUCGUGUUGUGCGCGUGGAAAAUUGCAUGCCAGGUUUUGGUUAUCAGUUAUGCGGGAGGAUAUCGUAUCUAACACAAGCAGUAUGACGACUAUCAAAGCUUAUCUGUCGGAGGGGUCCAACCCGGAAACCAGGCGAUUCGUGGUCACCUUUCCACGUUUGAACCCAUUCGGGGCACUGGAGCAGAAAAUACGACAAGUUUUUCCUUCCCUUUCGGACGCACACUUUAAGUUGUCGUGGAAAGAUAACGAUGGUGACACAAUUGUCAUGUCGAGCGACCCUGAGUUGUCUGAGGCCCUGGCAAACAUGCAGAACAACAUCCUUAAAGUGCAUAUAAUGUUGACAUCACCAGAGAAGCAGGAGCAGCCACAGACCAACAGUAACCCUAGACACGUUCAUCCUGGCAUCACAUGUGACAUGUGUGAGUCUGAGGUCCGUGGGGCGCGGUACAAAUGCUUGCAGUGUGAAGAUUACGAUAUGUGCGAGACGUGCUACGGAAAGAAAACCCACGAGCAACACGACAUGCUCAAGCUGGUGAACCCAAGCAGCAGACCCAUCUGGGCGUUCCCAGGCUCGCGACGCCUUUGGAAGCACUGUGUCCGCAACCAGGGAGGCAAGAACCACCACCAUGGUUGGGGUCACCGCAAGUGCCCAGCCAGAGGCCCCGAAGGGACGAGUGCGGAGAAUGCCGGACAUCCCCCUCAAACAGGUGGAAACUGUAAUGCGCCUCCAGCGGACGGUUUCACAGCAGCAAGGGCUCAGUACCACGAGCUUCUCAAUGGUAUAGGGGACACGAUCGCUAACCUCCUAGAUCCACUCGGUAUCAACGUAGCAUACCACGUGGACACAGCAACUCGAACCCAAACGGCUGCGGAAGCGAAGACCCAAACUGAAGAGACAUGCCCAGCUUCUACGGAUAAGAAGGAUGUUGCUGGUGGUGCUAGUACCCAGACAGAAGCUACAUGUCCACAUUCUUCAGAAAAGAGGGGCCCUGCCACUGAGCCCAUGGACACCACUUCGUCUCCUGCAGCUGUUCCUGCAGCUGGCAUACCAGAAGCAAGUGCAGUGCCAAUGGCAUCAGCACCCAAGGGAACUCCCACGACACACUUGUACCCGGAGAUGGAGGAUCAUAUCGAUACAUGUGGAUGGACUGUCCUGAACCAAGAGGAAAGAUCAGACAAAGCUUCUGCAUCACCUGCUAGUCUGGAGAAUGCUGCAGGUCCAAGAACAAGAAUUGAUGAAGCACUUUCCCAGAUGAUGAGCAUGGGUUUCACAAAUGAAGGUGGCUGGCUCGGAAAACUUCUAGCGGUCAAGCAAGGCGACAUUGAAGCUGUCCUUGAGUCUCUCAACCCAUCAAGGCAUUAAGAGCUUUCGCUGAACUGAAAAUUAUAUCUCGUUUGAUUUCAUUUCAUAUAGCUCCAGUCAAAGCAAGAUUAAUGUGCACAUAAUAAUUUUGCCACUAUAUUUGGCGCACCGCAUUCUGCAUUACGAAAUGCUGGGAGUAUUUCCUCAGAUAUACAUUGGGGUAGUUUUUAUGAAGCAGUGCAUUCCAUGGAAUGAUAUGCAGCUUGCUUGGGUUUCUGUUAGUGCACUAUAUGCUCACUCUAUAUGUGUUCUAUGAUACGUUUUCUAUGUCUCUGCAGGUAGCAAAGUUAUCAUGAUAUAUGAAUAUGUAUUGCAACACUGGCACGUGUACCCACCAAAUAAAGUUCAUUAGGUCUGUA
Ornithodoros turicata is the source of this 1816-nucleotide messenger RNA. RefSeq names its product sequestosome-1-like. The transcript has 7 exons. Gene Ontology annotation, cellular component: amphisome; aggresome. Bases 144 to 1457 code for a protein of 437 amino acids. Gene Ontology annotation, molecular function: protein kinase C binding; K63-linked polyubiquitin modification-dependent protein binding; zinc ion binding. Gene Ontology annotation, biological process: endosome organization; mitophagy; aggrephagy. The record is from RefSeq and is a predicted model, not a curated record. Lineage: Eukaryota; Metazoa; Arthropoda; Arachnida; Ixodida; Argasidae.